Messenger RNA from Rotaria sp. Silwood1, 492 nucleotides. The record is from the annotation of a GenBank genome assembly. Lineage: Eukaryota; Metazoa; Rotifera; Eurotatoria; Philodinida; Philodinidae.
AUGACAAAUCCAAAAGGUUAUCGUCGAGGUACCCGUCAUUUAUUUGCUCGAGAUUUCAAGAAAAAUGGUCGUAUUCCUUUGGCUACCUAUAUGAAAAUUUACAAACGUGGUGACAUUGUCGAUAUUAAAGGCAAUGGUGCUGUGCAAAAAGGUAUGCCACAUCGAUUUUAUCAUGGAAAAACUGGUCGUGUUUUUAAUGUAACUCGACAUGCUGUUGGUAUUAUUGUCAACAAACGUGUUCGUCAUCGUAUCAUUGCUAAACGAAUUAAUGUUCGUAUUGAACAUAUCAAACACUCAAAAUGUCGUGCUGAUUUUCUCAAUCGUGUCAAACUCAAUGAACAAUUGAAACGAGGAGCCAAAGAAUCAGGCAAAAGUGUACCACUUGCUAGUAUUAAACGUCAGCCACAAGGCCCACGUAAACAACAUUUGGUACGAACUCGAGGCAACAAACCACAAAUUGUCGAACCAAUUCCUUAUCAAUUUGUGGCUUAA